This is a messenger RNA of Aspergillus nidulans FGSC A4, 669 nucleotides long. Its product is annotated as EAF7 family protein. NCBI's taxonomy places the organism in Eukaryota, Fungi, Ascomycota, Eurotiomycetes, Eurotiales, Aspergillaceae. The transcript is spliced from 3 exons. Gene Ontology annotation, cellular component: NuA4 histone acetyltransferase complex; H4/H2A histone acetyltransferase complex; nucleus. The coding region runs from base 1 to 669 and encodes 222 amino acids. Gene Ontology annotation, biological process: regulation of DNA-templated transcription. The record is from RefSeq and is a predicted model, not a curated record.
AUGCACAAGCAUUUUCGAAUGGUCGCCAUAUCGGAAUUCAUGAAAAGCCAGGGCUAUGCGCCUUCGCAUGCCGAACACACGCGAAUACCGGGAAUAUGGAAAAAGUUAGGGACAUUAUACAAUCUGCCAGCGCUUGAUGAGAGGGAAGACUCUCUCAUAACGGACGUUUCCGAUGACGUCGACGGGAGGGAAGUAUAUUGUCCAUUCGAACUUCCCGAGGAUGAAUACGGCGAUUUGAUGUUCGAAAGAAGGCUAGCAAUGGAAGGAUCGCCGUCUCCCGCUCCUAGUGGUCAUCCAGAGUCGAGGAGAGGUAGCACCGUAGCUGACACAGACGAGCCGCGCUCAUCACCAGUUCCCACUCGAGGAAGAAAGCCCGGCCGCGGCCGUCCCGCUGGACGGGGCACGCGGUCAUCGCGUCUCCAAGUCAAGGUCGAGUCCCGGCAGGAAAGCUCCGAAAUAGAAGACGAAGAUGCGGAAUCGGAGGAAGAGAAUGAAGAGAGCGAAGAGGAGUCCAGCGACGCAAAGGAUGAAAGCGAGGAGGAGGAUGCAGAUGGGGAUACUGGCAGCUCGCCAAAUGGCCGGAGCACGCGGGCUCGAACAACUACAUCCAGGCGAGGGCGUCGAAGAGGAGGCGGCGCCUCAAGAAGGGGUCGACGGCGACAGAAUUGA